This is a messenger RNA of Talaromyces stipitatus ATCC 10500, 1597 nucleotides long. Its product is annotated as phosphatidyl synthase. Lineage: Eukaryota; Fungi; Ascomycota; Eurotiomycetes; Eurotiales; Trichocomaceae. The record is from RefSeq and is a predicted model, not a curated record. Gene Ontology annotation, biological process: glycerophospholipid biosynthetic process. Bases 1 to 1380 code for a protein of 459 amino acids. Gene Ontology annotation, cellular component: mitochondrion. The transcript has 2 exons.
AUGGCUGAAGCAGAGAAAUACCUCGCGCCCGAGUCCCAACGGACUCGCCGCCUCUCCUCCAUGUCCGCAACCCGCGCAGACCUCUUCUCAGGUCCCACCGUCCUCGUGCCCCCGAAACACCUCAUGGCCAAACCCAGCGACGCCUUUGAAACCGCCCAAUCCAUAGAACUCGCAAAAAGACAUUUGGACGAAUCCACCACAUCCUCUGAAGAGGCAACUCCUGCCUCCGGGUCACCUGUUCUCAAAGCCGUUCCUACUACAGAUUCACCGGCGUGUUCUAUUACGGACAAGUAUGCGUUUGCGUUUGAUAUUGAUGGGGUUCUGAUUCGGGGUGGACGGGUUAUUCCUGAGGCUAUUGAGGCGAUGAAGGUUCUUAAUGGGGAGAAUGAGUUUGGGAUUAAAGUCCCGUAUAUAUUCGUCACCAAUGGAGGCGGCAAAACAGAAGAAGAACGCUGUCUCGACCUCAGCCGCCAACUCGAACUCGAAGUCUCCCCCGGCCAAUUCAUCUGCGGCCACACCCCCAUGCGCGAAAUGGCCGAAAAAUACCACACAGUCCUUGUCAUUGGUGGCGUGGGUGAAAAAUGUCGUGAAGUCGCUGAAGGGUACGGUUUCAAGGACGUCAUUACCCCAGGAGAUAUUAUCAAAACAAAUGCCGAAACAACGCCAUUUCGUAAACUGACCGAAGAAGAAUGGAAAAAUUCUCGAGUGAGAGAUUUUGACAAGAUCAACAUUGAGGCUAUUUUCGUCUUUGCCGAUAGUCGUGACUGGGCCGGUGACCAGCAAAUCAUUCUGGAUCUGUUAAUGUCGAAAAACGGUAGAAUCGGUACUCGCUCAGAGACCUUCCAGGAAGGACCGCCAAUCUACUUUUCGCAUAACGACAUCGUCUGGUCCACCGCCCACGACUACACACGUAUCGGUAUGGGUGCUCUCCGCGCUUCUCUUGAGGCUUUGUAUAAAGCCGUAACGGGGAAAGAAUUGACCACCAUCGCAUUCGGAAAACCGCAACUCGGCACCUUUGAAUUCGCGACUCGUCUCCUCCGACAAUGGCGCAAGGAUACCCACGGCAUCAACAAAGCGCCCGACACCGUCUAUUUUGUGGGUGACACACCCGAAUCCGAUAUCCGCGGCACAAAUGAAUAUAACGCACACGCUUCCUCUGGGGAUGCAGAAUGGUUUUCGAUCCUGGUGAAGACGGGUGUGUUUCAAGAGGGGACAAUCCCGCGAUAUCCGCCUAAUAAGAUUGCAAAUAACGUCCUUGAUGCGGUAAAGUUUGGGAUGCAGCGUGAAUUCGCGAAAGCGGUCAAGGAGCAUGUUAUUAAUGAAGCGGAUAAAAGACAGAUUGUCGAUGAUGAUUCGGAUGAGGCUGUUGUUUUGGAGUGAUUAUUAUUUUUUUUCCUACUCUCUUGUCAGAGAUGAUUAUGAUUUACGGCCUUUUUUCGUUACAUGCUGAUGAUUCCCCCCACCUUGAUAUAUGGUCUUUUGAUCUCUAGAAUAGAUGAUCUUGUUAUACAGUUAGGGUUGUUGGGUUGGCGUUUGGUCAUCAUUUCAGAACAAUCAAUACAUAUAUUAUGAUUUAUGAAUUAUCUAUCUAUUCUUG